AUGACGGAAUGUUAUUCAGCUCGUUGUCAACAAGAUCGCAAAUUAGCUCGACGAGAAUAUAAUAAAUGGACAAAAACUUUACUAUUGCAAAUUGGUUUAGAAACAAUAUCAAAAAAUCAUUUUGAAUUUGAUGUUAAUUUAUUUAAUCAAACAGAUGAUGAACAAAUACCGAAUGAUUUCAAUCCUGAACAAGGAUGUUUAUUUUGUAUAAAUCGACAAGAAUAUUUAGGAAGUAAAAAAAUAAAUAAUCGAAUCAAUGAACAUCAUCAUUCUAUAAAAGAAGCAAUCGUUAAUGAUGAUGAAAAUGCACCAUUAGAUCUAAGUUUAAAAUCAACAACUAAUAAUUCACCAUUAAUUACAUCGAAUAAUCGAACCAAUGUCAAACAUCGACCAUUGUUUGAUAUCAAGUCAGAUAUACCACCAAUGUAUGGUCAAGAAGAAUUUGAUCGUUUUAUGUCUGACAUGAUUGCUAGUCAGUUAGAUUUUUCAUCUCAUCCAUAUUUAAAUAUGAAUCUCUUUCCAACAUCUCCAACUAUUCCUGUUCAUCAUACUCAAUCAUAUAAAAAGAAAAAUUCUUCUUCUUCUUCUUCACAAGAUACACGUAUUGCUCAAUUAGCUAAACAAAUGGCAUAUGAACGAAUGUUACAAGAAAUUGAUUAUCAACGUCAUCCAUCAAUUACUAAAAAAUCUAAAACAUCGACAAAUUCUUCAUCAUCUAUUCUUACUGAAUCAAUUCAUGUUAAUCAUAUACUUAAUGAUGUUAUGAUGCGUAUAUUACAUGAAAUGUAUGAAAAACAACAACAACAACAAAUAGCAGCAUCUAUUCCUCCGCCAAGAGCAUCACGUAAAGGUGAAUUAUUAUUUGUUAAAAAACAAAAUGUCAAUAAUGAUGAACAAUACAAUGCCAAUCUUUUUAAUCAUUUUAUUAAUAAUAAUAACAAUACCAAUAAUAAUAAAAAACAAAAUAAGCACAAUAAUAAAGUAAAUCCUUCAUCUUCAAGUUCUUCAUCAACAUCAAGUGCAUCAUUAACGAGUUCAUCAUCUAUUCAUAAAAAAAAUAAACAUAAAUCGAAAUUAAAUCAAUCAACAAAUUAUAUACCUAAAGGACGAUCAGCAGAAAUACUUAAUAAUGCUAAGGUUGUUAUCGGUACAGAUGGUAAACAAAUUCGUCCAAAACGAGGUCAAUAUCGUCGUUAUGAAUCCGAACAAUUAGCUAAAGCUGUAGCAGCUGUUUUAAGUAAUGAAAUGUCAGUACAUAAAGCUGGUUCUUAUUUCGGUGUACCACAUUCAACAUUGGAAUAUAAAGUAAAAGAAAGAAAUAUUAAAGCGUCAUCAUCAACAACAAAAAAUAAAAAUGAAUCUACAUCUUCAAUGUCAUCUAUUAAUAACAAAGAUAAUAAUAGUAUAUCUCAUGGUGAAAAUGAUGAUGAAGAUGAUGAUAAAUCGUCGAAAGGUCUUGUUGGAUUUUUACCUGAAUCAAACAGUAGUACAAAUAAUAAUUUGAAUGAAAUCGAUGAUGAGAAUAUAUCGAAUGAUGGCGAUGAUGAUGAUGAUAAUGAUGAUGAUGAUGGUGGUGGUGGUGAUGAUGAUGAUGAUGAUCUUGAAGAAUCAAUUAAUUGA
Messenger RNA from Adineta steineri, 1620 nucleotides. Lineage: Eukaryota; Metazoa; Rotifera; Eurotatoria; Adinetida; Adinetidae. The record is from the annotation of a GenBank genome assembly.